AUGCAUGUCUGUGGCCAUGCUGACGGCCCGGCCGCUGCCGAGGACAAGGAGGCGCUGCUCCUGGCAGCGGUUUCGUGGCUGCGGUCGCUCGGCGACGUGCCGGCGCUGCUGGUGAGGGGCUUCAACCUCGUGCUGCAUGGGGCCAGCGUGGAACCCCUCUUGGCCAUGGCUGGCUGGCCGGAUGCGUUGGCCCAGGCUGGGCCCAUCUGCCUACCGAGCCCAGGCGGCCCAUCCAGAAUCGAUUAUGUUUUCGCCAAUGCGUUGGCGAUGGAACGCGUCGCGGCUGCAGGGCUGCGCUGGGAUCUUGGCCUCGCGACGCAUGCGGCGCUCGAGGUGGGGCUGGCCGUCGAGGCUGCCAUGCGCGAGUGGCUGAGUCGCCGCAUGAGAUGCUUGGGGCCGCUCGCGCGGCAGCGCGCCGACGCGAGAUGGCGCGCGAGACGGCCGCGCGCCUCGGGCGCCGGCGGCGAGGCCAGCGACGAAGCAGCCGACGCGGCGCUACACCGGAUGCCGCGGCUGCGCCCCAUGCGCCGCGUCGCGAGCCGCCGGGGCCGCGGCGGCAACCGAGCGCGGGCCGUCGCUGCAGCGCCGGUCAGGGGCGGGCAUGCCGGGGCCGCCUGGGCGGCCGACCUGCAGCGGCCCACGCUGGCGCCAGGUCUGCUCGAGAGGGGCGUCGCGCUGGCCGAGCUCGGGCAUCGGGGGGCGCAGCGGGCUGCCCGCGACCGCCGCCGCGGCUCCUGGCGCGAGCGGGCGCGCCGGGCGAUGGGGAACGGCGGAGGUCGUUGGCCCGAAUGGAUCCUUCGGACGGCGCCCUGGCGGCCGCCCUUGUGCCAGACCCUCCCGCGGGCGCCGUUGCCGGGGCAUCGGCCUCGCCGCGUGGUGGUCGACGCUGGCGCUGCUCCUUGCGAGGCGGCGCUACCGCCCAACUCCGCUACACGGGGCAUCGCUGGCGGGCAUUGCGGCAGCGACCGGUUCCAGCGACCCCCCGCCUUUGGGGAGGAAUGGCUCGUUGAGCUGGACUCCUUGCCCCCGUUCCCGGAUAGGGCGCCGUGGGCGGCCGACCUGGCCCAGCUGCUCGAAUGGGUCGCGGAGCUUUUCGAAUCCGUCGAGCAGACGGGCCGCUGGCCGGAAAAACGGCGCGGGCCCGAGGGCCUGCUCCUUCUCAAGCCCGGUGGCGGCGGGCCACUGGGCCGCAUGCCGAUUUGGCCGCUCCCCAUGCUGCGCCGCGUCUGUGCCGCGGGCAGGGCGCAGCUGCAGGCGCGAUGGCGCGCGGCAUGGGGCGGCGCUGACGGCGGCGUCGGUUCCGAGGGGCUCGCGCGGGACCUCGCUCUCGAGCGCGAGGCCGCGGAGGCUUCGGGAGAGACCAUUUGUCUGGGCCCGAAGGCGGCGGCAUGCAUCGCGCUGGCGCUGCAGGCUGCGCGGGCGCUCUGGGCAGGGGAGCUCGCGCUUCGUGGCGCCGCGCGGCCGCCGCAGCCCACGCUGGAGCAGCUCGUGCCGUUGGCCCUGCGGCAGCCGCGCUGCGCAGCUUGCGAGAGCCCGGGCUGGGCGAUGCGAUCCACUGAGCACGUGUUCGUGGCCGCGUGGAGCUGGGCCGAGCGCCGCAAGGUCGCUCCGCGAAGGCCGUGUUUCGCCCAUUUGGCAGGCGAUGUAGACAGGUGGGCCACCGGCCGCCUGCUCGCCGCCGACGAGCUCGCGCCCGAGGCCGCCAAGGCGCUGCACGGCGCCUUGUGCAGCAGCGUCGCCGCUGGGCGCGAGGGCCCGCAGCUACCAGCCCAAGCGGCACUGCUCCCAACAGCGCCCCGCCGCACCGUGUGCAGCGACGAGGCAUGCCUCCACCCCGUUGACCCGCUGCUGGCGCGAGCGGCCCGGGGCCUCCAGGUCAAGGGACUGGCAACCCCCAACCUCGUCGGGCCGGUCGACGGGUUGCAGACGGCGCAGAGGGCCGACGUGACAGCUGCGGUGGCGGCGGCUCGCGUUGCGGGCGGCCCGGUCGACUUUGCCUGGGACAGCCAGUGCGCGGCGCGGGGGUGCGCCAAAAUCGAGGCUGGUGCUGACCCGCGGGACUGGGCGCACGCAGACCUCUGGCACUCGCUGGUGGACGCCGUGCGCAGCGGCCGGCUCUGGGCUCGCUGGGUGCCAGCCCACAAGACGCCAGCGGAGGCGCGCCGCCUGGGGCUAAGCGAACGGGGCCGCUUCGGCAACGCGGCGGCCGACGGCAAUGCUGGGGCGGCAGCGGCCAACAGGGCCGCCCUCGCAGCGGCGCCGCCUGCCGCGCGCCGCCGCCAACGCGACUGGCGCAGGGUUCGCCGCGGCGACCGGGCCCGCGCGGCGUCCGCCCUGGCGGCCGACGCCCCCGCUGGCCACAUGGCGCAAGCGCCAACCUGCCCGCGCCGGAGCGGCGCCGAUGCGCCCGUCAGCAAUGGCGACAUGCUGGCCGCGUUUUUCGCCAGGCGUUCUUGGUGGCCUCACGCCCUCGCGCGCGGACCCGGCCACGUCUUCUGCCCCCGCUGCGGCGGCAGUGCGACGUCGGCAGCUGGCCUGCUGGGGAGCUCGUGCCUGGGCUGGCGGUAG
Prorocentrum cordatum is the source of this 2568-nucleotide messenger RNA. Lineage: Eukaryota; Dinophyceae; Prorocentrales; Prorocentraceae. The record is from the annotation of a GenBank genome assembly.